This is a messenger RNA of Colossoma macropomum (tambaqui), 1596 nucleotides long. It is a transcript of the gene kiss1, whose product is annotated as KiSS-1 metastasis suppressor. The record is from RefSeq and is a predicted model, not a curated record. Lineage: Eukaryota; Metazoa; Chordata; Actinopteri; Characiformes; Serrasalmidae. Bases 1215 to 1517 code for a protein of 100 amino acids. The transcript is spliced from 3 exons.
GUUGACCUACUGUCAAGUUCUCCAUCUGCAUUUUGGAUGAACACUUGUUCUCAUUCAUAUGUGUUCCUGUUUUCUUUUCCUAUUAAAACUAGAAAAUGAACCUAAUUUAAAUUUAUCAUUGAGCCUUAUCAAUAGUAGAUGACAAAAUUCCACAAAGGUCUUCCAAUGAAUGGAGGGCCAGUGGGUAUCAGGAGAUGGGGUCAGAUCAGAAGAGAGACACUGGAUGCCUGGCCUGCUGAGAAGCCCAUGACGCAGGAUGUUUUGGAGUAUAAAAAGGGGACAGAGACAAGCAAGGGGGUGCACAGUACAUAAAACGGUACCACCUUCAUUCUAUACCUGGACCUGAAGGUAAGUCACAUACUGCUCUGAAUUUGCAUUUAUCUAGUAGUUGUGUAGUAGAAUAUGGUAACCAGCUUUCAAAGUAUUAUGCUUAAUUAAAGCUCUAACUGUCGUUUUUUCAAAUGUUGUUUUUCUGAACUUCUGUAGAAUAAUCUUAAGGAGCUGAUCUCUCAUCUAUCUAUUGCAGUGUUGGCAAUAGACGAAUUUGUUUUUGCAUAUGUGAAGGGACAACAAGAGAAAAUUUUAGGAUGCUUACUGUGACUGAUGUAAGGACAUCAGCUGCAGUUCAUUUGUGGCAUUUAAUAGGACAGGGCCUAUAAAUUAGUAUCUUUUGAAUGAAGGCUCAGUACUACUGCUGUGGCUGUGAGCUGUUGGGUUCUGUCUGAACAUUUUGGUAAAGCAGCAAAACUGCCCCAAUAAAAAUAAUGGUUGGUUUCCUGGACUACACAGAAUUCUGAAUGGAGAUUCUCUUUUCAAAGGAAAACGUUGCAUAGCAUUAGGCUUAACCCCUGUCUGAGAGAGCAACCCUUAAAUACAUAAAUGCAAAUUAAUCCUAUAACAACUUUUAAGAUGUCAUGUUUGUAUUAUUUCUUAAGAAAAUAUGGAUGAUUGUUCUUAAAAUGAACCUUUAAAAAUCCUGACCAUGUUUUUUUCAAUUGAACCUCCAGUAUCGAGCAUAACCUUUUGGUUUCAGAGGAACACUCGAAGAGCAGAUUAGCCACAGGAGGAAAGGUGACGUCAGAUGCUUUUGAUGGUGUUUUUGAAGUUUGUGUGCUCCUGUGUGUGUGCACAGCACGUGUGGGUACUGACAGGAAACUCUCAUCAAGAAAAGGAUACUGAUAUUUCUCUUCAGUGCACUGGGGAUACUACUGGAAAUGCUACUGCUCACUAUGAUGCUUAUGGUAUCAGUUACACUUGGUGAGACCUACCCCACUGGGCCUCUAACAUUCGCCGAUGAAGACAAGACACCUGAGGAGACAGUGCUCCAAGUUCUGCAGAGAUUAGAUCUUCUGCCCACUCCUGGACCCCCAUUGUCCAAACCUUCAGCCUACUUCCCCACAGAUGUAGCCAACCCGCUCAGGUGGUGGCACCCAGAAAUGCUUCAUCCUGAGAUGAAGAAGAGGCAUAAUCUUGCAUCGUACAACCUCAAUUCAUUCGGCCUUCGCUAUGGGAAGUGAGAGCCUUGCUUCAAAGGCUUUGUGUAUACAAAACAAUUCUGUAUUAAUCAACUAUUUAAUAAUUAAAAUCACUCAUCUG